Molecule: messenger RNA, 3712 nt
Organism: Gopherus evgoodei (Goodes thornscrub tortoise)
Lineage: Eukaryota; Metazoa; Chordata; Testudines; Testudinidae
Gene: TMEM117
Product: transmembrane protein 117
Exons: 8
Coding region: 180-1718 (512 amino acids)
Biological process (GO): intrinsic apoptotic signaling pathway in response to endoplasmic reticulum stress
Source: RefSeq, a predicted model, not a curated record
AGGCCCUGUGCGGUCGGCGCAGCAGCAGGAGAAAGACGCGGGCCAGCCAUCGGCGGGUAUUUAUAGCACCGUGACAGCGGCGCCCUGGCAGAGCCGGCGCCUGGCUCACGUAGGAGUUUCCCGUUAGAGCAAAAGGUGGCUGCUGAGCUCGGCAGACAACUGUACUGAAGUAUUUGAGAAUGGGUAAAGGCUUCCGCUACUACUUCCAGCACCCCUGGUCUCGCCUCACAGUGGCUUACUUGGUGAUCUUCUUUAACUUCUUAAUAUUUGCUGAGGAUCCAGUAUCUCACAGUCAGACAGAAGCCAAUGUUAUUGUUGUUGGCAACUGCUUUUCAUUUGUAACAAAUAAAUACCCUGGAGGAGGAGGCUGGAGGUUUCUGAAGGUGCUUCUGUGGCUACUUGCCAUUCUCACGGGACUGAUAGCUGGGAAAUUCCUGUUCCAUCACCGUUUGUUUGGUCAGUUACUCCGGCUAAAGAUGUUUCGAGAGGAUCAUGGAUCUUGGAUGACAAUGUUCUUCAGUACCAUUCUCUUCCUCUUCAUUUUUUCUCACAUUUACAAUCUGUGCCUCCUUAUGGCAGGGAAUAUGAGGGCAUACAUCAUAACAGACUUUAUGGGCAUCAGAAAUGAAAGUUUUAUGAAGGUUGCUGCAGUGGGGACUUGGAUGGGAGACUUUGUCACAGCUUGGAUGGUCACUGAUAUGAUGCUUCAGGACAAGACAUACCCUGACUGGGGGAAGUCUGCCAGAGCUUUCUGGAAGAAAGGAAAUGUUAGGAUCAUUUUAUUCUGGACUGUUCUAUUUACAUUGACCUCUGUGGUUGUGGUUGUCAUCACUACUGACUGGAUCAGCUGGGACAAGCUGAAUCGUGGAUUUCUGCCAAGUGAUGAGGUCUCAAGAGCCUUCCUGGCUUCUUUCAUCUUAGUGUUUGACCUUCUUAUUAUCAUGCAGGAUUGGGAGUUUCCACAUUUCAUGGGUGAUGUUGACAUAAAUCUUCCUGGCUUGCCAUAUGCACAUCUGCAGUUCAAACUACCUUACUUCCAAAAUAUCUUCAAGGAAGAAUAUCACAUACAUAUAACAGGUAAAUGGUUUAACUAUGGAAUUAUCUUUCUGGUUUUAAUCCUGGAUCUAAAUAUGUGGAAGAAUCAAAUAUUUUACAAACCUCAUGAAUAUGGUCAAUAUAUUGGUCCUGGACAGAAGAUCUACACAGUGGAGGACUCAGAAAGCUUAAAGGACCUUAACAGAACCAAGUUAUCCUGGGAUUGGAGAUCAAAUAACACAAACCCUCUGACUAACAGGACUUACGCUGAGGGAGACAUGUUCUUGCAUAGCAGAUAUACAGGAGUUAACCUUGAUGUCAAAUGCCUGGCCUUUAUUCCAUGUUUGCUGGCUUUUGCUUUGUUUGGGUUCUUCAUUUGGUUCUUUGGGCGAUUUCAGAAAACUGAGCAAGGCAUGGAGAAUCUGGACAAAUCAUACACAAGAAUGAAAAGGAAGUCGCCAUCAGACAUGGGAAUGACACGAGAAAAUACACAGGUUUUAGUGGAGAAAACUUUAAGUUUUCAAGAUCCACAUUUAGUAUCCAUAAAAUCAGACUUAAGUGAAAUUGUCUUUAAUUCUUCCCUUCUAACUUCUGAAAACUUGAGCUUACAGUUGAAUGAACAAGACAGCCCAUUACAACCAAUGACAGCAGAUUCUGCCCCUAAGAGUGAUCCCAUGACCUAGAGCAAAUGACCCAGAAAAGAAAGAUUAAAAUAACCAGUUAUUGUGAGAGUUCAGUUUUUGUAAGUUAAGGUUUACAUCAUGUUUAGCACAAGAAAUAUAACCUGUACCACAAAGGUGCUCAACAUGCUUUUUCUAGGAAUUUUGUUUUCUAUUUGUAUUAUAUGUGCCUACUCUAUAGCUAACAUUCCUAUAUAGAUUAUGUCUCAGAAUUGCACCAUCUAUUUAUUAAUUCAUUGAUGUUGCUGUAUAAUAGUGAAUUAGAUGAAUAUUUGCAGUAUAAAAUUCUAACCGUGGUGGUGCCUUGAAACAUUAAACUGAUUUUUAACUCAACUCCAGAAGAUAUAAAGACCAGUUCUUCUAACCUAUUUUGCAAGGGUUUUUUUGCAUGCAAUUAUUUAGAAUGCCAUUUGAUUUCUUACCAAUAGAUGUAGAGAUUUCUGAAGAACAGUUCCUGACAAGAUGUUACACUAACAGUUGACUUUGUUAUUUACUCAGCUGUAGAGUCAGUGACUUUGAUAACUGGACUGCAGAGAAGCAUUUUGAUUACCUUUUAAUUUUUGCUAGCUCGCUGCCAAAUACAAAUACAGCUUCAUAACAGAGUAACAGUAGAGCAUGGGUCACUACUUGUGAAAAUAGGACUUUCUCUGUCAGUAAUUGCAAUUAGAUGAUAAUGCCAAUUAUGUUUUUCAUAAUUAAAGAUAAACUGCUGCUUCAUUAAAACUCCUGCCCUUCACCUUUCCGAAACAAAGGUUAAAAUGCAUAGUUAGAGCAAUAAUCACAUAUCCCAUCAUCAACACAAACCUGUGCAAUGUCAAAGAACCAGUGUAGUGAUUACAGGAAAGACCCCAGAGCCCAUAGCCUUCAGUGUUUGUACAACUUUGUGUAACUAUGGUUUGGGAUACAUUAUGCUGGGAAAUGUACAACACAACUGACAGCUUUAACUUCUUCAAAGACUGAAGCAAUGGUGUGGGGGCUGGGGAGUGACUGCAUGGAAUAGAUUAGCAAGUGAUUUGUCCUGAAUCUUUUUUGCCCCUUUCAGGAAUUAAACACUGUCCAUUAAUAAAUAAUAGAACCCAGCAACAAAAACAAGGCUACUUGGAAUCUGAAUUCCUCAGCUGUCUGUUCAAACAAUGUACACUAAAACCAUAACAAAUCUAAAAUACCAGAAAAAAUCUGACUUGCCUCUAAUUUAGUUUCAUAAAUUGUUGUUACAAGUUACUAAAUAAGAAGUCAUUUUAAAGUCUAAAUUAUUUCCCUGUCAGUUACUGAUGUUGCUGUAUUUUGUCUUCAUGGUUUUUUUUUAAUGUCGGUUGUUUUGAUCUAUCUGCUUUUAAGUUUUCAGCAUGGUGAAUUUAGCAUGCAUAAUAGAACUAUGCAUUUAUUAUCUAUCACUUGAAUCAAUUUAAUAAAAAUCAUUCAACAAUUGUUUAUCAUGUGGCAGGAACCUAUCCCCUGUUAGGUUUGUUUUGUUUUGUUUUGUUUUAACAUUUCACUCAUACUUUGUCAUAUUUAGAAUCAUAAAUAUUUCUGGCAUUAAAAAAUACAGACAUCAAAAUCAUUGUAAUAUCAAAACCAACCAUUUUGCCUAUGGAACAGUUAAUAUUUUAUCAAGAGAAAGUUUCCUUUUUAAUGAGACUGAAUUUUUAUCCACCAGAAAUUAUAGCUAUAAAAAUUAUGCUAUUAUUAGCAUUUGGUUAGUGCAGCCUGUAAACUUGCUCAGUCUAUUUAAGAUAGAAUUUAUAUAUUCAAAGCCAAGCUAUUAACUACUUAUGGUAAAAUACUGUCAGAUUUUGCCUUUACUGUGUAGGAGGUGAUUAUAUUUAUGCUUUAUGUCCAAGUAGGAUUUGAUAUGGACAAAUAGGUAGACAAAAUGGCUAAUUAUUUUUGCAAACACAUGCUCUUCCAUGUGACUUGAAAGACUUACUCCAAAAUGUCAAACCCUUUUGUGGAUUGCUUUGUUUUUUCUGUGCAUAGGGUAGCUAAGUCCAUUAAUA